CAAGGUACCGGCGAUGUUAUCGGUGAGCCCCUGCUAGUGAGCAGGCAUUCCCUACUGCAGUUCACAUCAUGAGGUUUAGUUGUUCUCUCGGUAACACGGGUCAGCUUUGUGCUAAGUAUGGGAAACAAGUGGUUCGUCAUAACAGCACAGAUGGUGGGAGUCUGCCACAGCAGGCCCGUGUGGUUGUGUGCGGUGGUGGCGUGAUUGGCACUUCUGUUCUGUAUCAUCUCACGGAGCGAGGAUGGAAUGAUGUUGUGCUAUUGGAACAAGGAAGGCUGUCAUGCGGCACCUCAUGGCACGCCGCUGGACUUGUCGGUCAAAUCAAGGCUGGCAUAGCGGAAUCGAAACUCGCGCAGUACUCGCGUGAACUGUACAAGAAGUUUGAAGAGGAGGGUCACGCGACAGGUUGGAAACAAUGUGGCAGCUUAAGUGUGGCGAGAACCAAAGACAGACUUAUCACCUAUCACGGGAUCGUCACACGUGGAAAGUUGCUGAGGAUAGGAGCGGAACUCAUCACACCUAGUGAAGCCAAGAAACUUGCUCCUAUCAUUCGCGAUGAUGACAUAGAGGGUGCAUUGUGGACACCUUCGGAUGGCGUUGUGAGUCCGUCGGACCUUGUCGCAACAUUUGCGAGGUUGGCCCGGAAAAAUGGCGGGGAGAUCAUAGAAGGUUGCCGGGUGGAGAAUGUCCUCACAAAGAACCUGAGGGUUGACAAGGUGCAGACGAAUCACGGCACAAUAGAGUGCGAAUACUUCGUGAACUGCGCGGGCAUGUGGUCACAUCAGCUUGCUAGGUACAUGACUCAGACUAAGAAGAUACGUGUGCCCGUUCAUCCAACAGAACACUUCUAUGUAGUCACGAAGCCUUUUGGAAUCGAUAAUAUGCUUCCGGUGAUUCGCGACCAUGAUGGUCAGAUUUACAUGAGAGAGUGGUCGGGCGGCCUGCUGGCCGGUGGCUUCGAGACGGUGGCCAAGCCCGUCUUUCACGACAUGGUGCCGAAGGAUUUCGAAUUUCAACUGCUGCCGGAGGACUGGGAUCACUUCCAGGAGCAGCUGCAGGCCGUGAUGCACCGCAUCCCGACGUUUAAGGAUGCGCAGCUGCGUCACAUGACCAACGGUCCGGAGAGCUUCACGCCCGACGGAAAGAUGGUCUUUGGGGAAGCGCCGGAGAUUGACAACUACAUCGUGGCGACCGGAAUGAACUCUCAAGGCAUCACGAUGGCGGGCGGCAUCGGCCGGGCGACAGCCGAGCUGAUAGUGGACGGGGAGUCGAGCGUGGACCUGUGGCAGCACGACGUGAAACGCUUCCUCGACCUUCACAACAACCGCAAGUUUCUCAAGGACAGGGUGACGGAAAUCGUCGGUAAACACUACUUAUUGAAUUAUCCACUAUCGGACCACAUCACCAGCCGAAAUCUGAGGACCUCGUCGCUCUACUCGUGUCUACAGGCGUGUGGCGCCAUCUAUGGGCAGUCCUGCGGCUAUGAGCGACCAAUGUGGUUUGACUGUGACUCAGAUAACGUACUAGAAUCGGACCGCUCCUUCCUAUACCAGACCGACCUGACGUUCAGGAAGCCUGUGUGGUUUGAUGCUGUUCGUGAGGAGUACAUGGCAUGCAGGCAGGGGGUCGCUCUCAUAGACAUGUCAUCCUUCACAAAGUUUGAGCUGAAGUCUGCAGGCAGAGAGGUGGUGGACUUCCUACAAAGACUCUGUUCAAAUGACGUCGAUAUCCCAGUGGGUCAUGUUAUCCACACAGGCAUGCAGAACUAUCACGGUGGCUAUGAGAACGACUGCAGUAUAGUACGCAUGGCUGAAAACGAAUACUUCGUCAUCUCGCCGUCCAUCCAGCAGACGCGCUGCAUGAAGUGGCUCCGGCGCCACCUGCCGGAGGACGGUUCGGUGAACGCCAACGACGUGUCGUCGAUGUACACAUCGCUGAACAUCCUCGGCGACAAAUCGCGCGACGUCAUGUCCCGUCUCACGGAGUCGUCCAUGCUGCCGGCCGACUUCCCUUACUUCCGCUGCAGGGUGAUAGAUAUAGGCUAUGCAACAGGCGUGAUUGCGCUGAGCAUAUCCCAUGCUGGAGAACUAGGAUGGGUUCUCUAUAUUCCUAACGAGUACGCGCUACACAUCUACAACCGACUGCUGGAUGUUGGUAAGCACUAUGGCAUCAAGCACGCUGGCUACCUCGCUCUGCGCUCACUCAGGGUGGAGAAGUUGUUUGCUCAUUGGGGUCAGGACCUCACACCAGCCACCACACCUCUCGAAGCUGGAAGGGCCUUCCGCGUGAAAUUCGACAAAGAUUUCAUUGGAAAGGAAGCUCUGUUGCAUCAGAAAAAGGAGGGCGUUUGCAAACGUCUCGUGCAGCUACAGAUCAACAAGCACGACCUGGAGAAUGAUAUCUGGCCAUGGGGCGGCGAAGCUUUCUAUAGGAAUGGCAAACUGUGUGGCACAGCAACAUCUGCUGCCUAUGGCUAUACGCUCAACAAACAGUGCCUCAUCGGGUACGUACACGACACGGAUGAGGAAACUGGACAGCUGAGGCCGAUUGAGAACGACUUCAUACUAAAGAAUGCCGAGUUUGAAGUGGAGAUCGCCGGUAAACGCUUUCCGGCGAAAGCGCUCAUAUAUUCACCGAAACUUGUCUCGAUGACAACAGCCACUAGUCAGUAUACUGCCACGCAGCCGUGGUCCAGAAAUUGAUUCCUUGUUGUAGAUGUAAAUGUCUUAUAGCUGAUAGUGCGUGGCAACCUGUCGUCUAUCAGUGAGUGCUGUUCAUAUUAUGCUAUUCAGUCGAUUGUUUAGCCAUGAUAUGAAUUUGACGCUGUGUAAAGCAAUACAGUUCAUAUUAAUACAACAUGGCUACCAGACUGCCAGAUUCUUACUAUAGCAUGUCGAACAGAUAUAGAUCUUUAGACGCAUAUAAUAACGGUUUUAUGUUGGACAUAUAUGCAUGUUGUAGGAUGGAAUUUAAUUAAUAUAACACCAGGGAAAUAUUUAUCUUAUUUAGAUGUAUUUCAGUUAACACCGAGUGAACUGACGAAUGUGGUGGAACCAUGCAGUAGCAACUGGCUUCACGUACAGUUAAAUUGACUACUUGUAAAAAUUGUGUUGCCAUUUUUUACAUUAAAAGUAAGUACUCAGUAAAAUUCUUACCUGA
Messenger RNA from Priapulus caudatus, 3159 nucleotides. Its product is annotated as pyruvate dehydrogenase phosphatase regulatory subunit, mitochondrial-like. Gene Ontology annotation, molecular function: oxidoreductase activity; protein binding. The transcript has 20 exons. Bases 69 to 2702 code for a protein of 877 amino acids. NCBI's taxonomy places the organism in Eukaryota, Metazoa, Priapulida, Priapulimorpha, Priapulimorphida, Priapulidae. Gene Ontology annotation, cellular component: mitochondrion; mitochondrial matrix; cytoplasm. The record is from RefSeq and is a predicted model, not a curated record.